Brassica oleracea var. oleracea is the source of this 873-nucleotide messenger RNA. RefSeq names its product putative pentatricopeptide repeat-containing protein At1g28020. The coding region runs from base 1 to 873 and encodes 290 amino acids. Lineage: Eukaryota; Viridiplantae; Streptophyta; Magnoliopsida; Brassicales; Brassicaceae. Gene Ontology annotation, cellular component: mitochondrion. The transcript has a single exon. The record is from RefSeq and is a predicted model, not a curated record.
AUGACGUCGCUCUAUAUCUCCGUUGGGAUCCGAGGCAAGGUAGAUGAGAUUCUGAGAGAGAUGGAGGAGAACAACGUUGAGCUUGAUAGCCUUGAGAUGGCGAAGGCUUAUCUAAGAGUUGGUUCCAAGAGAGAAGCGAGAGAGAUGCUUGUUAAAGCUGAGGAGCUGAAUGAUCCCAAGGAGCUCAUGAGGCUAUACGGUGAAGCAGGAGACAAUGGAGAUGUUUACCGUAUGUGGAAUCUAUACAAGAAGACAAGAGGGGAAGACAAUGAUGGGUUCUUAGCUUUGUUUGCGUCUCUCUUAAAUCUUGAUGGUAUCAACGGAGCAGCGUUGAUGUACUACAAAGAGUACGAGUGGUCUGGUCUUGAGUUUGAUGUCCGGAUCCCAACUAUGUUGGUGUCUGGUUUCCGCAAACACGGUAUGGUGAAACAAGCUGAUGUACUAAUGAACAAGACUUUAAGGAACAUAAGAUCUGGUAAUAAACCAAUCACUCCGUUGCUAGAAGAGUGUGGGAAGCCUUCAGAGUUGAGAGACCUCAUCAAGAACCUUCAAGAUUCAAAUAAGUUUACCAAAGCACGUGAGGCAUCUUCAUGGUUUUGUGAUCAAAAGAUGAUUAAUCUUUUUCCGGAAGAUUAUGCAAAUAGGCUUGAUCUUACUGAGAAAGUGUUGGGUUUGAAAGAAGCAUAUAAGUUUUUUGAAACAAGCAUCCCUGAGACUAUGAAGGGCUACUCUUUCUGCACUACACUCUUGAACAUGUACACUAUAUCUCACCAAGAUGUUGGUGAAGCUGAAGCUAUCUUUGAGAAGAUGGGAGAGCUAGGUUUCCUCUCCAAGCUUUCACCGUUUAUAUUGGAGAAAAGAUCUCACAUCUAA